AUGGUUUUACUUCAGUCAUAAGGCAAAACCAGAUGGCCUCUUUCUCUCUUCAUUUGCCAUCAUUGUGGGUUUUCACCAUGCCUCAUAAGACUUUUAGAAUCAAACGAUUCCUGGCCAAGAAACAAAAACAGAAUCGUCCCAUUCCUCAAUGGAUUCGAAUGAAAACUGGCAAUAAAAUCAGGUACAACUCCAACGGGAGACACUGGAGAAGAAUGAAACUGGGUCUGUGAGGAAUGGCACGUGAUG
This is a messenger RNA of Choloepus didactylus (southern two-toed sloth), 246 nucleotides long. Its product is annotated as 60S ribosomal protein L39-like. Gene Ontology annotation, biological process: translation. Gene Ontology annotation, molecular function: structural constituent of ribosome. The coding region runs from base 33 to 230 and encodes 65 amino acids. The transcript has a single exon. Gene Ontology annotation, cellular component: ribosome; cytosolic large ribosomal subunit. The record is from RefSeq and is a predicted model, not a curated record. NCBI's taxonomy places the organism in Eukaryota, Metazoa, Chordata, Mammalia, Pilosa, Megalonychidae.